Messenger RNA from Cajanus cajan (pigeon pea), 790 nucleotides. RefSeq names its product Cytochrome c oxidase, subunit Vib family protein. The record is from RefSeq and is a predicted model, not a curated record. Gene Ontology annotation, cellular component: mitochondrion. Lineage: Eukaryota; Viridiplantae; Streptophyta; Magnoliopsida; Fabales; Fabaceae.
AUUGCAAUGCAAGUUGCAUCUCUUCUCCAUUUUGUGGCAUCGCAUGGCUCUGGAAGCUUAUUCAGCUGCAAACCCUGACAAAAUCCACGCCGAUGUCCUCACCAAAGCUAGGGAAGCUUGUUACAAGGCUCGUGAUGCUUUCUACGCGUGUCUCGAGAACGAAUCUGACAAGAAGCCCACAGAGAUUGCUUCGGUGGGCUUGCUAUACCCACUAGAAUGCAAACAAUGUAGGGAUCAAUAUGUCAAACACUGUCGAUCUGCUUGGGUGAAACAUUUCGAUAGGCAAUACUGCCAGAACAAGAGGGUUCAGAGACUUUUGGAUGACAAAGGGUCCAGGAGAGGGGUGUAAACUAUAAGGAUCGUCUUGGCCCCUGUCGAAGGUGGGAGAUCACAUCUUGGUAUUUCUUUGGGUCAUUGUGAAUGUGAAUUGUGAAAUGCGUAUCUGAGUCAGUUGCAAAAAGAAGUUCUAGAAUGAUUUUCGUGUUUUUCUGUAUUUUCAGUUCUUGAGGGAUGCUCUAGCACUUGGUUUUGACUGUUCUUAAUGUAAUUGUAUACACUUUGACAAUUUUAUAGUUCCCUCCACUUAGCAUUGUUUGUGCUUGAAAGCGUGUGGCUACUGACAUUUGGACUGGGAGAUUAAAGCAUUAUUCAAAACUCGAAGGGAUAAAUGAAAUGGCAAACAUCGGGUUUAGUCAUUUUAGGAGCAUUGUUCAAAGUCACUUCUUGCACUGACUUACAUGUACUCUUUAAAUGGUAAAUGGUGACCCUAGGGAUCCUUUUGAGGCUUGAA